AUGGGUCAAGGGUUCUCCCUCGCGACGCCGUCUGUCGGCUCCGCAGGCAUCGAUAUCUCGGAGCUUAGCGAUGUUCAAUUUGAGAAAAGCAUAGGAAAUGCGAGGUUUAUGAAGUCUAUUCGUGGGCGGCACGAGAAUGGUCUAGUGCUCGUCAAGGUCCUGGUUAAGCCAUACGCCGACGUCAAGUUACAGCAAUACAAGAAACAGAUAAUAGAGCAGAGUAACGCGAUAGAUAAAAUCCCCAACACCCUCGGAUUCCAGCGCAUUAUCGAGACCGAGACCAAUGGCUACCUGGUCCGCCAGUUCCUUUACAGCUCACUAUACGACCGAGUCAGCACUCGACCGUUCCUCGAGGACAUCGAGAAGAAAUGGUUGGCCUUUCAGCUGCUUUGCGCUCUACGCGAUUGUCAUGCACGCGAUGUCUACCACGGCGACAUCAAGGCGCAGAAUGUCCUCGUGACAUCAUGGAAUUGGCUGUACCUCUCCGAUUUCUCCUCCGCCUAUAAGCCUGUGAUGCUUCCCGACGACAACCCGGCCGAUUUCUCUUACUUCUUCGAUACCUCAGGCCUCCGAACCUGCUAUAUCGCCCCCGAGCGCUUCUAUGCUUCUGGAGAAGCGCCACCGAAGAAUGCGAAGAUGACAUGGGCAAUGGACAUCUUCAGUGCUGGUUGCGUUAUUGCGCAAUUGUUUCUUGAGUCGGACAUCUUCAGCCUCGCACAGUUGUACAAGUAUCGGCGUGGCGAGUACGACCCUGUGAUCACGCAUCUGAGCACCAUCGCAAAUAAGGACCUCGCCGAUAUGAUAGCCCACAUGAUUCAGCUUGACCCCGAGAAACGAUACUCAGCAGACCAGUACCUGGAUUUCUGGAAAGGCAAAGUAUUUCCACAUUACUUCUACAAUUUCCUGCACCAGUAUAUGGAGCUCAUAACAGACCCUUCGUCUGGGAACAGUCCCAUGUCAGGCACUUCGAAAAAUCUUGGAGAAGCCGAUGAUCGAAUCGAUCGUGUAUUUUACGACUUUGAUAAGAUCUCAUACUUCCUCGGUUAUCAGCUUGAGAAACGUACCUCAGACGAACUUCAACCGCCUCCUAGGCUGAGCCUAUCGCAUUUCCCAGUGAGACUUAACAUACCGAAUCACAACCAUACCGUAUCUUCCGAAUUAGAGCCACCGGAAGAUGAUGGAACGUUGAUAUUCCUGACGCUGAUCGUGUCUCAACUAAGAAACACUGCGCGAGCAUCUUCACGAAUCCGCGCAUGUGAUGUACUCCUUGCCUUUUCUGAAAGACUAACCGAUGAAGCCAAGUUGGACAGAGUUUUGCCAUAUCUAAUGACACUUCUCGUCCCAGAUGAGACAGAUCUAGUGUUGAUUGCUGCUAUUCGAACCAUUACCCAGCUUUUGCAGCUGGUGCAGACGGUCAAUGCGUUCAACUCUCAUGUCCUGGUAGAGUAUGUAUUGCCUCGCAUGGAAAUCGCGUUGGGGUCUAGAUCAAGGGUACCUAGUUCUUUGGUCAGAGCAGCUUAUGCUUCUUGUCUCGGCAGUCUUGCGACCACUGCACAGAGAUUCCUCAAUAUGGCCUCGAGCCUUCGAGCUGAUGGCUCGAUGCCUAUUACUGAUCCUGAAGUCGAGCCUGGAGCGGAUGCCAAGGCCAACUUCGAGAGCGUCUUUGACAACGCGGGGCGACAGCUUUUUGAGGUUCUUGAGAGCCAUUCAAAGCAAUUGGUAGAAGACCCGGACAUUUCUGUUCGCAGAGCAUUUUUGGCCUCCGUACCCGAGUUGUGCCUCUUCUUUGACCAUCAUUCAAACGAUGUCCUCCUUACUCAUCUUAACACAUAUCUGAACGAUCGAGACUGGACGCUGAAAUGCGCAUUUUUUGAUACGAUCGUCGGCAUCGCAGUCUUCAUUGGAAGCACGAGUUUGGAGGAGUUCAUGCUCCCCUUGAUGAUACAAGCCUUGACUGAUCCAGAGGAGUACGUGGUACAGGCCGCUCUCCACUCGCUUGCUCAACUCGCUGGGCUUGGUUUGUUAUCAAGGCCCAAGGUUUGGGAGCUAGUUGACCUCAUCAGCCGAUUCACAAUGCACCCAAACAUCUGGAUCCGCGAAUCAGCCGCAGAAUUCUUAUCAAUGUCGGCACGGUACUUGCCACCUGCUGAUGUCAGGUGCAACCUGAUGCCUCUUGUAAAACCGUUCCUGAAGGUGGAGGUUCUCACAGACUUUUCCGAGCUCAACAUACUUGAUGCUCUCAAGAGGCCAUUGGCUCGAAACGUCUUUGACCAGGCUAUAACGUGGGCCUCGAAAACAGAACGCGGCAUCUACUGGAAGCCCCUGCAACAGCUCAAACCAUUGUUGUUCGGCUCCAAAGGGUCAACAUCAAGCCGUGCCUCUCGGGACUUAAUGCAAAGCUCCAUGGGGCGAGUGGCUCGAAAUGAUGAAGAUGAGCAAUGGUUGACAAAACUCAGAAACCUCGGACUCAAGCAUGAGGAUGAGUUGAAGCUCGAUGCCCUACGCGAGUUCAUUUGGCGCCUAAGUAAAAUAAAGGCGCGUGAUACUUCUACAUCGGAUGGUACCGCAUCCAAUGGUGUAGUAUCUCUCAAAUCACUGGGAAUCACUCCUCAGACGGUGUUCUUCAAUGACGCGCCACUUCGAGACCCCAAUGCAGUCGUGGAUCUUGAACCACCAGCGGAGUCUUACACAAUUGCAGAUGCCCUCUUGGAUGCCUCCAUGACUAUUGACGACUCGACUGGCGGAAAAAAGAGGGUCAACAAUAACCGCCGAGUACAAAGUGUCGGACCUCGUUCAUCACGCCGUCUCCUUUCACCAACUAGUGCUGGUCGAACGCAUACUAGAGCACCCUCCGCAGGGCAGUUGAUGCAGACAGCCGACGAUAGGCCCUCUCAAGGGGGUUCACCUUCCAGAAAUGCAGUGCGCCAUCAGGCAAGCGCCCUAAGUCUCCUUGACCGCAAGGACAAAAACAAAUCGACCGCACAAACUGGCACCACCGACGCGAAUGCAUUUGGUGAAGUUGAGGGGCCUUUUGCUCAGACCUCAACCGACCAGCAAGCUUCCUCUGAAGGGAAUGAAGGCGACACUACCGGCUCCCGGGCGUCGAAACAUAGUUACGCAGGCAACGAUCCAAGCAUACAAAGAAUGUUGGAUAACAUGUAUGUUGAUAACUUUCCUCGUGAUGUUAUUGAAUUUGGGCCUAUGGUCACGCCGAUCAAGCGGAGCAAAGCAAGUCGCGCCAGUGUUCAACCUGGCGAGGAACCUUGGAAGCCGGUCGGACAACUUGUUGCAACGUUUUCCGAACAUAAGAGUCCCAUCAAUAGGGUUUUACCAUCCCCUGACCAUGUCUUCUUCAUCACUGGUGGCGACGACGGUACUGUGAGGGUUUGGGAUACGGCUAGGCUCGAGCGAAACAUUACACACCGUUCUCGUCAACUCCACAAACACGGAGAUAACACACGAGUUGUUGCCCUCUGUUUUGUAGAAAACUCACACUGUUUUGUGAGCUGUGCAUCUGAUGGCACCGUUCACGUGGUGAAGGUCGACACCGUAUCUGCGGGUGGCGUUGUCAGGUACGGCAAAUUGCGCGUUCUGCGAGAGUAUCAACUACCAGAUGGCGAGUUCGCGGUGUGGUGUGAACAUUUCAGACAAGAAUCGAACUCUAUUCUUGUCAUCGCUACGAAUCGCUCAAGGAUUCUUGGUAUCGACUUGAGGACCAUGAGUCUCCUAUACACUCUCGAGAACCCUGUGCACCAUGGAACGCCAACUUGCUUUUGUGUGGAUAGGAAGCGCAACUGGCUUUGCGUGGGCACAUCUCAUGGAGUUGUUGAUCUCUGGGAUUUGCGUUUCAAAAUGAGGCUUAAAGGUUGGGGCCUACCAGGCAAAGGGUCAAUCUACCGAAUUUGCAUCCACCCUACUAAAGGCCGUGGCAAAUGGGUAUGCAUUUCUGGCGGUACUGGACAAGGCGAGGUGACGGUUUGGGACCUGGAAAAAACCGUCUGCCGAGAGAUUUAUAGAACGGGAGGCAGCAAGGAUGGACUCAAAGCGUAUGAGCCAUGGGACGUGGAUGAAGAUAAGCGAGAAGGCAUGCUCGGACGAUAUGCUACUAACAUCGAACCCAACGAAAUCGCCAAUGCCGAUCGUGGAGUUCGUGCUAUGGUUGUCGGAACUGCAAGUACAGAAGACUCGAGAGACGUGAGACACGCCUUCAUCGUCACUGGCGGAUCAGAUAAGAGACUUCGCUUCUGGGAUUUGUCUCGGAUGGAGAGCUCGUUCAUCUACAGUGGACUAUCCCCAGAUCUACCUAAACCGACUUACACAACCUCCCACCCAACAACGGCGCUGACGUUGAACACGGAGCGUUUUCCUAGACAGGCUCCGACGGCCCCUAAUGCUGGUUCUGGAUCAAGAGCCAAGUCAUCGACCGCCCGACCACCUCGAUCGACAGUUAUAUCCCUUCAGCAACAACAGUUGCUUCAGUCUCACGUGGAUUCUAUUUUAGAUGUGGCGUUGUUGGAGUUCCCCUAUAUUAUGAGUGUUUCGGUGGAUAGGAUGGGCGUCGUCUUUGUGUUUCAGUAG
Molecule: messenger RNA, 4578 nt
Organism: Fusarium subglutinans
Lineage: Eukaryota; Fungi; Ascomycota; Sordariomycetes; Hypocreales; Nectriaceae
Product: VPS15 kinase
Exons: 2
Coding region: 1-4578 (1525 amino acids)
Biological process (GO): late endosome to vacuole transport; protein phosphorylation; autophagy of peroxisome
Cellular component (GO): late endosome; phosphatidylinositol 3-kinase complex, class III, type I; nucleus-vacuole junction
Molecular function (GO): ATP binding; protein binding; protein serine/threonine kinase activity
Source: RefSeq, a predicted model, not a curated record